This is a messenger RNA of Aspergillus ibericus CBS 121593, 1281 nucleotides long. RefSeq names its product FAD-binding oxidoreductase. The transcript is spliced from 6 exons. Gene Ontology annotation, molecular function: flavin adenine dinucleotide binding. Bases 1 to 1281 code for a protein of 426 amino acids. NCBI's taxonomy places the organism in Eukaryota, Fungi, Ascomycota, Eurotiomycetes, Eurotiales, Aspergillaceae. The record is from RefSeq and is a predicted model, not a curated record.
AUGUCCGACCACCUCCUUUCCCAGCUCUCUGCCCUCCAGGCCGUGGUGGCCGCCGACUGUCAGAUCCUACACGAUUCCCAGGACCCCGAAUUUCAGAAGCGCCUGGCUCGGUGGACCGAUAUCGACCGAAAAGUGCCAGCUGCCAUUGUCCUCCCGCGGUCGGAAGAGGACUGCGUGAAGACAUCUUCCAUUCCAUUCGUGGCUAAAAGCGGCGGCCAUAGCCCAUGGUCAACCAUCGGAGCUGAAGGGUUCAUCAUUGACCUCACUCUCUAUUCCGACGUGCGCGUGAAUCCGGAUGGGACGGCCACCAUAGUCGGAGGAAUUCUGGCCAAGCAAGUGUCCGUGUGUCUUGCAGAAGCAGGGUUGUUCACAGCACUCGGAAACGGUAACAGCGUCGGGGCCAUUCCUUACUUCCUCGGUGGCGGUGGUUCCAUCACGAACUCCAUCACCGGGUUCGGCUCAGAUCAGAUCUUGAUAGAGGUCACCGAGGAGACACGGUCGGACCUGCUCUGGGCCGUGAAGGGAGCUGGGCAGUUCUUCGGUCUUAUCACACAGCUCACGGUGCGAACACACUCCUUGUCGGCACUACGAAAGCAACAGGGCUUGGUCUGGGUUGGGGCCUUUGUCUACCCACUCGACCGGGCAGCAGAGGUGGUUCCAGUCAUGAAGCAAAUUAUGGAUGACCCCCGGCAUGCAACCGCUGGCCUCAUGAUGGCCAUUGCCCCGCCUCCUGCGCGUACCCCGUCCCUUGUGGUUUCCGCCCGGUAUACGGGGGACGAGGCUCCCGAGGUGCCAUUCAAAGCCUUGUAUGACCUGCAACCGGUUGCCACCACCGGGAGGGAUUUACCAAUUCAAAACGUGAGCGAUGAUCGAGAAGCGCUAUGCGCCAAAGGCGACUUUAAGCGCUUUGGCUUAGUAGGCCUGCACGAAUUCAGCGUUGAAGCGUUCCUCCAAGCCACCGAGGUCUGGAAGAGAUUGAUACAUGAAUGCCCAGAUGCGAUCAACACAACGUUCAAUGUCCAGUGGGACUCGCGGCCGGUCAAGACACCCGAGCGAGAAUCGGCCAUGUCUUCACAUGAUAUUCGUUACUGGCAGGUCAAUAUCAUCUGGCACACGGAUGUAAAGAAUCGUCGCAAGACCCGGUACGUCGAUUUUCAAAAUGCGACAAGAACAGGGCCUAUACAGCGACGAUACCGGGGAGAAGCUCGCUUGAAGAAGCUCCGGCAGCUGAAGAGAGUGUGGGAUGCCCAGGGCGUGUUUACGAGGCAGCUGCUUGAUUAG